This is a messenger RNA of Aspergillus alliaceus, 2636 nucleotides long. RefSeq names its product putative AAA family ATPase GCN20. Bases 265 to 2520 code for a protein of 751 amino acids. Gene Ontology annotation, molecular function: ATP binding; ATP hydrolysis activity. Lineage: Eukaryota; Fungi; Ascomycota; Eurotiomycetes; Eurotiales; Aspergillaceae. The transcript has 8 exons. The record is from RefSeq and is a predicted model, not a curated record.
GAGCUAUUACGGGAGACUAGCCAAUCCAGAACAGCUCCGGCUCCACCGUGGACUAGUAUUUCCGCCACUCCGCUAAAAGUCAUCCAUCCAGAGAGGAGGGGAAAAAAGGGAACGAAAGAAAGAGCCUCACUACUCAACGUAUAUAUUGGUACGCACUUACAAUAUUACUUAGUGCUGUGGCUGAAUUAUCGCCUGCUAUUAUCCUUCCAUUUCCCCUUGCCUAUUCUCUCUUGAAGGAGCCUUGCCCUUUAGUACUGCGAUAUCAUGGAGGCAGAACUCCAGUCACAGAUCCCAGGCCUCGACCAUGUGAUCUCAGAGUACUCUGUGGGCUACCUGACACAUGCUUCAAGGGCAUAUGUUGAAGAUGCGAAUGCUCCGUCGCCCUUGGCGGAAGCCGCCGAUAUGGUCACUGAUCUUCUGGUUUCUGCAUCAGGAGACUUCUCUGACCAGAAUGAAAAGGGUAUUCGAAACUUGGUAACAAAGUUCAUUUCCUCCUUGAGUUCUUCUGACGGCGUCGAUGCGGAGCGAAGGCAAAUGCCGUUCACCGCGAAGAAGCUAGACCAAGCCAUCAAUGUUGGCUCCCAAAGAAACAUUUCCUCAACUCUGGGUCUUGCCGGUGGAAAUGUUGACUUAGAGUCUGCAAACAGCAGGAAAGUAGAGUCCCGUGUAGACCGCAAGAAGCUUGAAAAGGCAGAAAGAAAGAUCCGUGCCAAACAGGAGAAGAAGCAAAUGAAGAUGGUACAAUACGAAUCAUCCCGUCUGCUCGACCAGCCGGACAGCACUAUGUCUUAUGAGGAAUUCUACAUGGCUGUUAACCCGCUCCAGCUAGGCUCGGAUUCUGCGGCAAAGAGUAAGGAUAUAAAGGUCGACAGCAUUGAUAUCUCUGUUGGUGGCCAUCGCAUCUUAACCGACGCUUCUCUCACUCUGGCGUACGGUCGUCGGUAUGGUCUUGUUGGUCAGAAUGGUAUAGGAAAGUCUACUCUUCUACGGGCUUUGAGUCGUAGAGAAGUGGCAAUCCCGAGCCACAUCUCGAUCCUGCACGUCGAACAAGAAAUCAUGGGUGAUGACACCCCUGCCAUACAAGCGGUUCUGGACGCCGAUGUAUGGCGAAAGCGCCUUCUUGCUGACCAAGAAAAAAUUACAAAGCAGCUGGCCGCUCUAGAAGCGGAACGAUCUUCGAUGGCAGACACCUCAAAGGAUGCCGCCAGGCUUGACCACGAAAGGGAAGGCCUAGACAUAACCUUAAGUGAUAUUCACUCCAAACUUUCAGAGAUGGAAUCGGAUAAAGCUGAGUCGCGUGCUGCCAGUAUCUUGGCGGGCCUCGGCUUCUCAUCCGAAAGACAACAGUUUGCAACGAAGACCUUUUCUGGUGGUUGGCGAAUGAGAUUGGCCCUAGCACGAGCAUUAUUCUGCGAGCCAGAUUUGCUUCUUCUGGAUGAACCAUCCAAUAUGCUGGAUGUUCCUUCCAUUACCUUCCUAUCUAACUACCUCCAGGGAUACCCUAGUACUAUCCUUGUUGUGUCGCACGACCGAGCGUUCCUGAAUGAGGUUGCUACCGACAUUGUACACCAACAUUCAGAAAGACUGGAUUACUACAAGGGAGCCAACUUUGACUCGUUUAAUGCGACCAAGGAAGAGCGGAAAAAGAAUGCAAAGCGUGAAUAUGAGAAACAGAUGGCGGAAAGAGCACACCUGCAAGCGUUUAUCGAUAAAUUUCGAUACAACGCGGCUAAGUCAUCUGAGGCGCAAUCAAGAAUCAAGAAGCUCGAGAGAAUGCCAGUCUUGGAACCCCCGGAGAGUGAUUAUGUUGUGCAUUUUAAGUUUCCGGAGGUUGAAAAUCUUUCUCCUCCGAUUAUACAAAUGUCCGAGAUUGCUUUCGGUUAUUCCAAGGAUAAACCCCUUCUGAAAGAUGUUGACCUUGAUGUGCAGCUUGACUCUCGGAUAGGAAUCGUUGGACCAAACGGCGCUGGUAAGACCACGGUGUUGAAGCUGCUGACCGGCCAACUUCAGCCGAGUUCGGGGCUCCUUUCACAGCAUGCUCGCUUGCGGAUUGGAUACUUUGCCCAGCACCACGUCGAUGCUCUGGAUCUGACGACCAGUGCGGUAAGCUUCAUGGCAAAGACCUACCCAGGAAAGACAGACGAGGAAUACCGUAGACAUCUAGGAGCAUUCGGUAUCACUGGAAUGACUGGACUUCAGAGGAUGGAGCUCUUAUCCGGAGGUCAGAAAUCUCGUGUCGCAUUUGCUUGCUUGUCAUUGACGAAUCCGCACAUUUUGGUCCUUGACGAACCUUCCAACCACUUGGAUAUUGAAGGCAUGGAUGCGUUGUCUGAAGCAUUGCAGAAGUUCGAAGGUGGUGUCGUGAUGGUAUCCCACGAUGUGACGAUGUUGCAGAAUGUCUGCACCAGUCUUUGGGUUUGUGACAAGGGAACAGUAACCAAGUUUGAUGGCACUGUUAACGCCUAUAAGAAGAUGAUCAGUUCACAAGCCAAUGAAGCAGGUGUAGCAGUGGCCCAUUAGUUAGAAACUGUUUGAUACCCGGUGGGUAGCAUACACGAUUUGUGUCGAACUGAAUUUCUAUCAACAACCUACUAUUAUUACUAUUGUCACUGCACAAGAAGAAUGGAUGAAUGUAC